Molecule: messenger RNA, 1651 nt
Organism: Thermothelomyces thermophilus ATCC 42464
Lineage: Eukaryota; Fungi; Ascomycota; Sordariomycetes; Sordariales; Chaetomiaceae
Product: glycosyltransferase family 15 protein
Exons: 4
Coding region: 202-1455 (417 amino acids)
Biological process (GO): cell wall mannoprotein biosynthetic process; protein O-linked glycosylation; protein N-linked glycosylation
Cellular component (GO): Golgi apparatus; membrane
Molecular function (GO): alpha-1,2-mannosyltransferase activity
Source: RefSeq, a predicted model, not a curated record
UGACGCUCUGUCUCCUGGACUCGACGUCCCCUCCCAUCACCUUCGCGCUUCGGCUUCGCCAGCGUGUGGGACUCAAUUCGCCCUUUCAGCUGGGACGCCUGAAUAUCAAAGUACCGGAAUACGCACUUUUAUCCCUUGAGGUUCCCUUAAUUCACAGUUCCCCCGGUUCCCCGAUUGAACGAUUGACCGUAUUUUUUCACCAUGGCCGCCGGAGGCGUGCGCUAUGUGCGCUACAUCAUCGUCGCUUUCUUUAUUCUAACAGUGAUCUACUUCGUCUCGAACUCGGCAGACGUCACGAAUUUAAGAACGCACAUUCCCGACUCGAAGUCCCCAAGCGAGGGUGGCACCAACUCGGGCACGCAGGAUGCCUCACCGAACGAUGCCAAGGUUAAGACUACCUACGACCCUGCGCAGUUUCUCAUGGCGAUGACACCGAACGAUCCCGGCUGGGACGAUCUCACAAGUAUCAAUAAGGGGCCGCGAAUGAAUGCCACGUUCGUGACGCUGGCUCGUAACUCGGACGUCUGGGAGAUUGCCAAAUCGAUCCGACAGGUUGAAGACCGCUUCAACCGGCGGUACAACUACGACUGGGUAUUCCUCAACGAUCAGCCUUUCGACGACACCUUCAAGAAGGUGACAACUUCACUGGUGUCUGGUAAGACGUACUACGGCCUGAUUCCGGAAGAACACUGGUCGUUCCCCGACUGGAUCGACCAGGACAAAGCGGCGAGAGUGCGUAAGGAGAUGAAGGAGAAGGAGAUCAUUUACGGAGAUAGCAUCAGCUACCGCCACAUGUGCCGCUUCGAGUCGGGCUUCUUUUUCCGGCAGGAGCUUAUGAUGAAUUACGACUACUACUGGCGCGUUGAGCCGAGCGUUGAACUCUUCUGCGAUAUCCACUACGAUCCUUUCCGUUUCAUGCAUGAGAACAACAAGAAGUACAGCUUCACCAUCAGUCUGUACGAGUACCCCGAGACCAUCCCGACCCUGUGGGACAGUGUCAAGAAGUUCAUGAAGAACCACCCCGAGCACAUUGCUUCUGGCAACUCAAUGGGCUUCCUGAGCGACGACGGCGGUGAGACCUACAACAGAUGCCAUUUCUGGUCUAACUUUGAGAUCGGCAACCUAAAUUGGCUCCGGUCUAAAGCAUACCUUGACUACUUUGAAAGCUUGGACAAGGACGGAGGCUUCUUCUAUGAGCGAUGGGGAGAUGCGCCCGUGCACUCAAUUGCUGCCGCCCUGAUGUUGCCGAAGGAGGAGAUACACUUCUUCAAUGACAUUGCCUAUUACCACGUCCCAUUCACGCACUGCCCUACGGGCGAAAAUCUGCGGACCGCGCUCAAGUGCCACUGCAAACCAAGCGAUAACUUUGACUGGAAGGGCUAUUCAUGCACUUCCAGAUUCUUCGAGAUAAACAACAUGGAAAAACCUGAGGGCUGGGACAAGGAAGGGAAUUGAUCAGUUGGCAGAUUGGGUUGUUUAGGGGCUCUUUUUUGAUAUUUCACGAGCUGCUGUGGGCAUGUCAUCUCAUUGCAUGUGGUUGAUCGUCUUGGGUUAUACAAUUUGAAGAAGCGGGCCAGAAGCCAACGGUUUGAAGGGUAAAAAGGGCGUCACCGAUGAAGCUGACGGCUGUCGGGGGACCAGGUUGUUGCAA